GUACAACGUUUAUGGUCGGCUCAGCGACAGCACAAGCAGCGAACCACAACAGGCAUUUGAAACUAUUUUUUCUUUCUUGAGAAAUACAACUGUUCCUUUGCUCAUCAGCUCCCAUCUAAACAUAUUCGCUCUGCCGUUGGUCGUUCAAAUUCGCCGUACGUGCCGCGCCCACUUCAGCGCUCCAGCUCCUCUCUUUCCUCGUACCGUCUCUUUCGUGUGUGUGGGUGUGUGCGGGUAAGCUUUCUUGCUCCACAUUAUGCUGCUGCGGAAUUGAGCAGUCACACCUUCUGCUGUUAUUGCCGUUGUCUGGAUUCUUGUAUCGGUUUUUCUUUUUGUUUUCGUUUUCCGAACUUGGUACUCUAGUGGGGUCUUUGCUAGCUUACCACUUGAAUAAGACAUGUCCGCUCCACUCCGCAAAGGCAUACGACGGGCCUCUGGCCGCGACUCCACCCUCGCGCACGCGGAAGGCGAGGCUGUCCCGGAAUCUGCGGUUUUAGGGUGCUCCCCUACGGCUCCGACCUCCGCGACCACCGCCGCCACCACCACCACCACGGCGGAUGCGUUCAUAAGUCCGACGUCGCAGGCGUCCCCCACCUCAUCAUCCGCGCCCAAGUCAAGCGCAAAGGGCACCGCGAAUGACGGUGGAGCCGGAGGGGACGGUGGGGCUGGGGCUGGGCUACGCAAAGGCAACCUUCCCACCCUCGGCCGCAGUCCGAACACGCGCCUACGUCAGCCCUACGGUCUUUCACCGCUGCACAGCAGCGCCGCACAGAGCCCCGUCCUGGCGCAGGUCGCCUCUCCCUUUUUCGCCCCGCAGCAGCCUCGCGCCGCAGCAGAUCGGGCGAGUGGGGCUGCGUCGCCCACCGUCUCUCCCUCGUCUGCAGUCCCCAUCGCCAGCACGUUGCCGAAUAACAUGCCCCUCGCCGGCCUCUCGAACCACCUCCGGUUAAGUGAAGGGCUGAGCUGUCUGGACUACCACGCAGGCUUUCGUGCCCUUGCCAUCGGCAGCACGCGUCAGAUUCACGUGGUGGAGGUGAUACCGAUGGUGGGCCACGACGUGGCAGCCGCGGCGCGUUACAAGCGCACGCAGCAGCAACAGCAGAAGACGGCGGCAGCGGCAGCGGAUUCCUCGUUCCCUCCUCUUCAGUGUCCCCUCGAUGGUGAGCAGCCGCAGCACACCUCGCCUGCUGCAUCGCCCGCCCCCGUCAUGGGUACCGCCCCAUUUCUUAUGCGCAACACCGGCGUCUUCGGCGGUCUUAUUAAGGUGGAAAGCGUCGCCUGGUACCCCAGCACGGAGGAGGCCUCCCUCGCCUUCAUUCAACCCGCCCGCACCGUCACCAUAUUUCUCGAUGCGCUGCAGUUCAAGGCGGAUGGCACCUACCUGCCGCAGCAGUGGACGCGAUCGCAGUACAAAGGGAAGACGCUGAACUCGACGAUGGCGGCCGGUGGGGGCUCGACGGCGAUGGCGGUGGUGGCGAACUUAGACGGGGGGCUGGCGGGCAUGACGCCUGCCACCUCGACGGCAAGCCUGAGCGAUCGGUCUGGUAUGUACACGCCGGUGUCCACCUCUCUCGCAGGGGGCGCGUCCUUCAGUGCGGCGUCGGCCUCGCAUGGUGGCACGCCGCACGAGAUUAGUCUCCCUACACCGAAUAGCGGCGGCAUCCAGUCCGGGCCUGCUCCGACAAUGAGCAGCCUUCCUUGCGUCUAUCGCGAACUCAAAGGACCUGCUGCGAAGGAGUUAAUAGAGUUGAAUAUUGAUAUUACGUACAUGCGGGUAGAGAAGAUCGUGUGGGACCCGCAUCAGCCCUACACCCUAGCCCUCAGCUCGCCCACCACCCACUUCGAGCUGUGGCAGGUGCCGACGGAAGGGAUGUGCGUCUACGCCCCGCAGCUCGUCCUGCGGCCGCCCGCACACAACACCCGCUCGGUGGUGCGUGAUCUCGUCUUCUCGCCGUCGAACCCGCACGUCAUCAUCGUCGUGACGGAGUCCGGCAACACAGGCCAAGUGCUGCUGUACGACCGCCGUCAAGUGGAGGCGAUGCGUGUCUUCGACAUGAGCGGGCCUGGGCUCUCCGCCGCCUUCCACCCCCUCUUCUCCGAUCUCUUAGCGGUCUCGUUUCGCAAGGAGAAAACGAAGCCCGACACACGUAUUUCGUUUCUGCGAGUUGUGUCCGGCGACACGGCGGGUGCGCUGCCCGGCGUCGACCCGCCCAGCACCGGCCCCGACGGUGUCCUUUCUGUGUCAGCUUCGGUGGGCGGCGCGGGAGUGCGCAGGUCACCCAUGCUCAUGACCACCGCCGCGUUGACUGCUGCUACGCUGGACGAAAGCACCAACAGUGGUGGUGGCGCUAGUGGUUCCCCGGCGAGUGCGUGCCCCUUCCUCGCGGAGCAGAGCUACCUGCCACCCAUUGACAACUAUGCCUGUGUCAGUCGCAUGCGCUGGCGGCCGCCGUCGCUGGGCCGGCUCACGGAGCCGAAGCGACACCACUACAUGGCCUUCCGACCUUCCGCCGAGGAGCUCUGGGCGGCGCAGCACUUCUCUCCCUCCUCGAGAUCCAUGGAGAACGGGGAGCAGCAGGAGGCAAAAGACGACGAAGAGGAGGGGGGUGAGGAUGAUUGCACGAACUGGGUGGACCUCCUCCACUCCCAGCUGUGGUUCGCCACGGCAGCCAUGACGACGGACUCCGAUCUGAGUGUGUGGGACGCCGCGAACGGCUUCUUCCCGGUGUGCGCCGUCAAGUACCUUGGAGCGCGCGUGGUCGGCAGCACCAGCAACGAGGCGAACGACUUCAUCUGGGUAAACGAGCUCACCUUGGUGUCCAUCUUCAAGAGCGGCGAGGUGAUCUGCACGAGCUUCCUGAACAGCCUUAUGGAGGGGAUGUUGGCGGCUGGAGAGGCUUACGAGCGCUCAUUGCGGCCGCGCCGAAAGUCCUCGCAGCGCCCACACCGAUCCCGCUCGUCAGGACCACGGAGACGACGCACGCAGCAGUGCGAGAGCAAAGCACGCGAUGACUACGCGGAGCAGCACCGCAAGACACGCGCGGAAGAAAAGGACUGCCUGGCGAUGCUGCCCGCCUACCAGCGCGACCCAUUCGCGGAUAUGUUUGCCACCUACAUUGUGCUGCCCACCUCUUCGAUCGUGUCAGAUCUCUUCGGACACAGCUUCACAGUUCGCAACUCCAACGCGACCCUCCGUCGUCAAUAUAACGCAAUGAUGCGCCGCGAGUUUGGUCAGCUGCUGCGUCGUCUGGCGAUUCAGGUUUCACGAGAAGCGGUGCUGCGCCAGCUUUGGUCAGAGAUGCGCUAUCAACUUCCCGCGGGUGGCGCGAGUAGCCCGGGUAUUGUCAGUGGACUCGCGGCCCUGCACGAUAUGCGGGCGCGCCGUCCACGCUCGCCUUUUACGCAGACGAGUGGCUUUCACGGCUGCGGGGGCUCCUCGCAGGCCUCCGACUCGACCCCGCCCAGUCUGCGACGCAGCAUGUUGAGACACCGCCUCUCCGCCGCCUCCUCCGUCUCCUCCUUCGGCGCCCGACUUGGGCUGCAGCCGUACGUGGGGAUUGGGGGCGCCUUACCGAACUCCAUGACGACUGCAGCCCACGGCACGGGUGUGUCCGCGCACUCCCCUCUCUUCCCCCCUCCCCCUCCCCCUUCCCUCCCUCCACCUGCGCAGGGGUGGAGCCUCGAUGACGUGAACGAUGCGCUGCUGCUGCAGGCAAGUCACCAUCACGGCUCGUACGCCGGCCCCACCGGUGCGUUCGAUGACGGCGACGAGGGAGCCCACGGCCAGGGGUCCGGUUGUGUUGGUGGAGGUCGCGAUGACGGUGUCAUCUCAGGCGGUGAGGAAAGAGAGCGCAGCGAGUACGAUGCAGACGUCGUGGAGGCAGCAGCGAGUCCGUUACGCGCGGGCAGCCGGUCAACCGCCGGUGGUGGUCGUGGUCGUGGUGCCACGGGGUGGAUCGCCCGCAUUUUGGGUUUCGCGCGUCAUGAACGUGUGCAUCAGUACCACGUCUCGGUACAGGAGUCGUGUGCAGCGUCCAUCGCACACACAGCAGCUCCCCACCCUGCCGAGGCAGUCGACGUGCAUGCGAAUGAUGCGGCGACGACGUUCGCAGGAGACAGCGUGGACGAGGAGGGUGCCGGCAGCAGUAACGUGGAAAUCGCCACGCAUUCCCCACCCGCCGCGGCACCCCCGGCACGUCGCCGACAGGUGCCCGCCCCUGCUGUCGUUGCUUCCACCGCGUUUGCGGGGCUCCGUGGACGGCCCACCUCACCGAUCAGCGUCACUCCGGUUGAACACAGUGGGAGCAGCGUUGGCAGUCCGCAGCAGCCCGGCGCGGCAGACGCCGGCUCGCCGUUGCAGAUCGCGGAUAUAGGUCGCAAUGAGGAAGGAUCACCAUCUGCGCUUUCGUCGCGCGCAAAGCCGUCAGCUGGUGAUUUCUACCAGCCGCGUGCCGCCAGCACGGGACCCCGCCCAAGCACGAGUGCGAGCUCCUCGUCUCCGCUGUUCAGUUCGCCUGUGGGCGACGUCGUGACCGCCUAUCACGCGGCUGCGCAGGGCAGGGUGUUGUACAACGCAGCGGGCAGCAACGUCAGUCAGAGCAGCGCCGCCGUGGCCGUACCCCCGCCUCCGCCCACGUCCGUGCUGGGGCCUGGCGGUCUCAAAAGCCGCCGUUCCGGCGUCAUCUUUGCACAGGUGUUUCCGCUGCUGAAGGAGUACGUGGACGUCGACGGCACCCGCAACACACGAAGGGGGCCGCCGCAUCGCUCGUCUUCCGCUCCCCCGCAGGGCAGCAACACGCGGCGAAGGAAGGAAAGGCAAGCCACCAUCCGCAUGGCCGAGGGUUGGGGCCGCAAGCCGGCGCUCCUUCUCUCGCCGCUUCUACAGCCGUCUAGCGACGUCACGCACAGCGCGACGCCCAGCACUGCUACUACGUCGCCGCUGCAGCUGCCGUUGAGCGUGCUGGAGUGUGGCGUGCCGGUGACGGCGGCGGACGUGAAGGCUGUGUCUGCGCGAACCCCUCCCAGUACGUCAGCAGCAAUCCACCCAGCACCUGCGCCAACGACGCAGCUCAUCACCGCCCGCACCUACCUCGAUCGCCAGCGGGACGUCGCAGCGGUGGUGGAGAGCUUCGUGCUGAGCGACGUGGUGUGCGGGUGGUCCUACGCGGAGCGGCCGCGGGAGGAGCUCGCGUUUGUGUGCUUUGCGCUCGAGUGGGACAUGGGCUACGAGCUGGCCUUGACGAUGAAGGCGCUGCGGCACGACCGGGCCGACGCGGAGGCGGCAGCGGCGGAGGAGGAAAAUGCCCUCGCUGCCGCCGCUGCAUACGUGGAAGAGACGGGAAGGCAGCAGGUAGGCAGUGAUAGCGGCGGGGUAGAGAGUGCGCUGCGCCGCAUGGACAGCACAGGUGGCAACGGUCGUGUACAGCAGCAGCAGGAGCAGCAGCGACGGCCGCGCCACAGCCGCCGCGACCCGCACUCGCAAGAGAAGUACGUCCCGUGUGCUGUCAACGCACAUGCACUUCCUACGACAAAGCCGCGUAGUCACUCUGAAGGCGCGCGGGGUAGGACCCAGCCAACCAGCAGCGGCAGCGGCAGUGGCAACGCAGAUGGAAAGGGACGUGUUCAGCCGCUAUUGGACUGGGGAAGGGGCGUCCCCGCGCCGUCGCACCAAGAUGUCGAUGACAAGGUGGCGGCGAUGAUGGAGGAGAACGCACGCAUUUGCGAACGUGUUGUGCGGCAGCAGCGGCGUGGCGGCAAAGACCGCUCGACAACGAGCACCCCUGCAGCCGACCAAGCAAAAAACUCAGAAAAUGUCAACGAUGCGGCAGCGGCGGACGUGGAUGGCAAUGCAGGGACGACGACGGUGACAGGGCGUGGCCAGCACAACGGCAGCGGCAGCGCCGACGGCGGCGAGGCGCGCACUCCCUUCACGAACGGCGAAGUGGAAACGUGGAACACGGCCGACCCGCGUGCGCAGUGGUGGCGGGCCGCCGCCCACGCCUGGCGCUCGCACCACAUCGCCUUCAUUGUGACUAUCACAACGCAGCAGCUCGAGUACGCCGCGCUCAUGGGCGACGUGCAGUACUGCUUAGUGUUGUACAUUCUCUUUUGCGUGUGGUGGCGUCUGCACAGUGAGGUGGCGGAGGCAGCGUACAAGGCGGUGUUGCUGUCCUUCCACAAGGCGAGGCGUCCCUUUGGGUACGACAAGAGGAGCAAGAGUGAUGCGUAUGGGCCACCCUCAGCCCGUCUGCGCGCGGAUGUGUUGGAGGGUGAUGGUGGUGGUGGCAGGGUGAGUUCUCGCGGGAGUUGGACAGGCGACGACGGCGAUGAAAAGGGUGAACAGCAGAAGCAGCCACAGCACUACCCACCGCCGUCUGCGUCACACCCGGCAAAGGGAAAGGAGGCGUCCUCUGCGGGCAAUCGACGCGGAGGAAUGUUACGUGUGUCGACCAUGACCUCCGUUGACGACAACCGCCACGCCGAGACUCCUGGUUUACGAGCCCCUGACCUGGACUACCGUCUUUCCGCGUAUGACCCGGCAGACACGUCGGGGAGUGAGCCGGAGAAUGGAAUGGAGCGGCGAGGGUCGUGUCGGCGGAAGGGCGAUCACGAAAAGCGGAACUCACUCAUCUCUUCAGAGAGGUUAGAGCAGCUCCGUCAGCUCUCUCUCUUCUUCCAGCGCUGUCCGUUGGUGCCGAUGCUGCCGGACACGCCUCAGUCCCGCUCCGCCAGCACUACCGUCACCACCACCACGACGAACCCGUCUGCGCCGUCGCCAAGUCACGGUGGUGGUGGGGAGAUGAAGGAGAGAGGGUCCAGCGGCGGUCUUCUGAGCGCCGGGUACUUGCGCACCUCCGCCUUGAACCAGAGUCUUCCGCCACGCAGCCACAACGGCAGCUCGCGGCGACUCAACGAUACCCCGGCGACGCCCGCGAUGGCGGACAGCGUGCGGGACCGCGGCAGCACGCGCGCCAGUACGGUCAACAUCGGUGUGUUGGCGGGAAGUUACCGCUCCUCGAUGACGUCCCCCGCCUCACCGGCGCUGCGCGCAGACGUGAAGAACGGAACGAUGACAGAUGAAAAGCAAGCCAAGUCGACAGCGUUAGCGCGGUCCGACGAAAGCCGUGUGGCGCUCUUCAACGUGGAAGGCUUACUCGGCGUGCGGCUCUACGCGCGGUCGGCAGCAGAUGCGUGCUCGCCCGCCGACUACUGUGCGCCGGCGGAGUGGAAGCUUCGGGCGCUGCAGUGGCUGGAGGCGUACACGGCGGACCUCUACGCCCGCCAGCUCUACGUCCCGCUCAACGAGCUUCUCUUGGUGAUGCCGGAGAUCUUUCGCGAGCCGACGAACCCGGUGCAGCCGCGGGCAGCCGAUAUCGCAUAUGAAAAGCAGAUGACCUACGUGUACUGUGGCAACUGCGCCAAGGCGGAGCUGUGGAGCUGCACGCAACCGGAGACGGUGCCGGCGGCGGUGCGGCUGUACGAGCGGGUGCUGCGGCGUGCCCCGCACAGCAGCAGCAGCGAGGCGGAGGACGAAGAGGGGGACAGCAGCAGUAACGACGAGGCCGGUGCUGGCAGGGCAGACAACACAGGAGAAAGUCCGCGUCGCAGGAAGCAGCACAGACGACGUCGUCGCCGCCGCAUCACGCGCCUCCCGGCAGACGAGAGCGAUGCCGCGUCGUCGAGCGUCUUCACUCCCUCCGUGGAGUCGCCGACGGCGUCGGAGUCGGAGUCGGACGAAGUCGGUGCGGAUCGGCCCUUUUCAACGCAGGAGAGGGACCACCGUGAAUCUUCCAUGAACACGGAUGUCAGCCUGUCCUCGGAGCACAGCACGCACGACGGCGCCGGCUCAGCAGCGGGUUUGCUCGAUCCGACGACAGCUGCCGCCACUGCUGCGGCCCCGCUGGACAACGGGAGCAGUCGCGCGAGUACAGCAGGUGAGUCGGGGGGCAGCGUUCAGCAAAUGCAGCUUUCGCCCCCCAUCCCGUCGCAGCCAUCCCGGCCGCGUCAUCGCACGUCGCAUGCGCACACACGUCACAACCACAACAACAGACACAGCAGUCUCGAGGAGAAACAGCUGGCCGACGAGCCUGAAGAGGACGACCGGCACGAGGACGCAGCGGACGAAGGGGCAGCGACGCACGGGCACCCCCACCAUCACACGGCGGUGGAGUUUGGUCGGGCCGCCCCGACGGCGCACAACGCGACCUGCCGCCGCUGCCACAACCCCAUCGCGAUGACGUGCGUGAUUUGUGAGGAGGUGGUGGAGGGCAUCUUUAUGUGGCUGCGCUCGUGCGGGCACGGCGGCCACGUGCACCACAUCGAAGAGUGGCUGCAGUACUCGCAGGAGUGUCCGAGGUGCGGGACGCCCAUCACCACCACGUGGAAAGGCAGCUAA
Leptomonas pyrrhocoris is the source of this 8395-nucleotide messenger RNA. RefSeq lists its product as hypothetical. NCBI's taxonomy places the organism in Eukaryota, Euglenozoa, Kinetoplastea, Trypanosomatida, Trypanosomatidae. The record is from RefSeq and is a predicted model, not a curated record. The transcript has a single exon. Gene Ontology annotation, molecular function: protein binding. The coding region runs from base 398 to 8395 and encodes 2665 amino acids. Gene Ontology annotation, cellular component: cytoplasm.